This is a messenger RNA of Adineta ricciae, 318 nucleotides long. NCBI's taxonomy places the organism in Eukaryota, Metazoa, Rotifera, Eurotatoria, Adinetida, Adinetidae. The record is from the annotation of a GenBank genome assembly.
AUGGCGAAUGAGAAUUCAUUCACACGACGGAUAUCUUUACCUUUGCCACAUCAACGAAAUGAUCCUCCGAAUGCACCGAUGAUCAAUCGCAGUCAAGUACGAAUUACUCUAACAGAACAUCAACGACAGCGCGAUCAAGAGACCGCAACAGCGGAAGAGCGGGAAAAGCAAUUGAAUCAACAACGUCGUUCAUUGAUGGCAGCUACUGAAGAAGUAGAACAUCUGCAUAGAAUUGAUUCCUCCACCGGUAAACAUCAGUUCCUCUGUAACGUUUCAAGUAAAAAGGUCUUUGAACCGCAAAAAUCAAUCCAAAAAUAA